Molecule: messenger RNA, 774 nt
Organism: Lindgomyces ingoldianus
Lineage: Eukaryota; Fungi; Ascomycota; Dothideomycetes; Pleosporales; Lindgomycetaceae
Exons: 6
Coding region: 1-774 (257 amino acids)
Source: RefSeq, a predicted model, not a curated record
AUGGUCAAGCCACGCCAAUGCUUGAGCCUCCCAGACUCUCACCUCGUUAUCUGGUUACUUCCUACGCGUUCACAUCUACCUUGGCUUUUUUUUGGUUCAACUUCGGAGGCAUCCUAUCGAAACCUUUACAGACCACCAUUUCAUGAGAAUUCCACAAGCCUCGUUCUGGUUCAGAUGCUGAAGGGUAUCCGAAUAGGAGGGAACCAGCUGACUGUGUCUCUCUAUGAAUGUUUCACGUCAAUUCAAGCCUUGGGCGUAUUCUUGGCUCCCCGAGAGACACCCGAUGGAUUCCUAUCAGCAUUAGGCUGGCCAUUUACCCAAAAUCCCUCCUUCCGGACGGACCUUUGUACAGCAUGGCAUCCCCACAACGCUACCUUUUGGGCACGAAUCAAAGCGCAGGAGAGAGACCUAUUCGGUGUUGUUGAGAACCGCGGCGAUCAUCGCAAAAUCCCGAGUUUCAGUAAUCGGGAUUUCCAAACCUCCACCUAUGAUAGGUACUCUUCAGCACAUCCGAAUCGCAUCCGCAUAAUUUCUCAUGCUUCCAUGGAAUAUACCGCAAACGCGCGUCCUACCAGACGCUUGUUUGAGCCUGGAAUGCAGAAUUUGAGGGCACAGCCUUUGAAUUUUACUCUUUCCGCAAGUGAGCGUCACUUUUGGGACAGUCCUUCCCUGAAUGAAAAGAAGUUCACCGACUUCCUGGAUGCGCUUGAUAAGACUGUGGUCAGCGGCAAGAUCCACAACAUCCUUCACAGCCACGCUACACGUCCUACGUAA